AUGACAGUGUACGGACAUUCAAUCGUUACGAUUGGUGGCGAGGGCGUGACGGAUAUCCAGAACUUGAUCCAGUUCAUUGAUGUAGAGAAGGGCAUAUCGAUGGUGCCAAAGGUGACGGGCGCAAAGAUAGGACCCGACUCGAUAUACUUGCACGACUUUUGUAGGAUUGGCGACAAGUUCUAUCUCUUUGGUGGCAUGGUCAAUGGCAAGAUGUCCAACCGAGUGUAUAUGGUAUUGGUGGUGGGCGACAGCACGGUCCACUGGUCACAGCCUCGCAUUGGUGGCUACUCACCUUCGUCCCGUGUGGGCCACACGCUCACUCGCUAUGGCAACAAGUUCAUAUUGUUUGGCGGCUACGAUGGCGACAAGUGCCUGAACGACGCGCACAUAUUGGAUCCAGAGACGAUGGUUUGGUCCAGGCUGACAGUCAAUGGCACUCCACCCUCUGAGAGAUAUGGCCACUCGGCCACUAUUAUUGGCGAGAAGAUGAUAGUGUUUGGCGGCACCAACCGUAUCAAGGACCUCAACGACAUUCAUAUACUGCAGCUGGACACCUACACCUGGUCGACGCCACCCGCCAACCAUGGCCAGGAGGUUCCACCCGAGCGAUCAUUCCACGCGGCAACUCGAGUCGGAAGGAACCUGAUCGUCGUCGGUGGCAAACGUGAUGGCGUGGCGCAGAAGGAUAUCUGGUCACUCUCCAACAACAGAAUGCAAUGGUCACGUGUCACUGGUACCAACAUCACGCCUCGCUCGCACCAUGGUCUGAUCAAGAAUGAGUCCAAGUUGUUCAUCUUUGGAGGCAAAGGACAGAAUGGAGGCAUCCUCGAUGAUGUCUGGUUUGUCAACACAACCAACCUUCCAAUAUCCUCAAGUGUUACUAUGAUCAGCUAUCCAGACAUAAAGAUCGACAAGGAGAUUGGAAAGGGACACUUCUCAAAGGUGCUAAGGGGAGUAUGGAAGCAAAAGGAGGUGGCCGUCAAGAAGCUGAACUUGAUCAAGGACAAGGGCAAGGAAGAGAUGAUGAACGAGUUCAAGGCAGAGGUCGAGUUGUUGGGCUCGCUGCAGCACCCCAACCUCGUCAACUGCUAUGGCUACUGUCUGAACCCGAUGUGUAUCGUCAUGGAGUUCCUGCCCACCGGUAACCUCUUUGACCUCAUUCAUUCGAACCGUGAGAACAGACUAGACUCAACAUUGAUCCUUCAGUUCGCCUAUGACAUUGCCAGAGGCAUGCAACACCUUCACUCAAGGAACAUCAUUCACAGGGAUCUAAAGUCAAGCAACCUGUUACUGGACAAGCAUUAUAAUAUUAAGAUUGCAGACUUGGGCAUCGCAAGAGAGACAUCGUUCACACAGACAAUGACAACGAUUGGCACGGUGGCAUGGACCGCGCCAGAGAUACUCAGACAUGAGAGCUACAAUCACAAGGCCGACGUCUACUCCUAUGGUAUUGUGCUUUGGGAGUUGCUCACUGGCGAGGAGCCCUACGCCGGCAUCCCACCGAUGAAUGCCGGUAUCCUUGUGGCCAGCAAGGCGUUGCGUCCCGAGCUACCAGACACGUGUGAUCCCAACUGGCGCAAGCUUGUUGUGUGGUGCUGGGCUGAGGAUCCAAACAAGCGACCAACAUUCACAGACAUCACCAACUACCUUACCAAGACAUUCUAA
Messenger RNA from Acytostelium subglobosum LB1, 1665 nucleotides. RefSeq lists its product as hypothetical. The record is from RefSeq and is a predicted model, not a curated record. The transcript is spliced from 3 exons. Gene Ontology annotation, molecular function: protein kinase activity; protein binding; ATP binding. Lineage: Eukaryota; Evosea; Eumycetozoa; Acytosteliales; Acytosteliaceae. Gene Ontology annotation, biological process: protein phosphorylation. The coding region runs from base 1 to 1665 and encodes 554 amino acids.